AUGAACUACUACCAGCUACCGGUGGUGAUCGACAACGGCUCGGGAGUGAUCAAGGCGGGCCUGGCUGGGAGCCGGGAGCCCCAGUUUGUCUACCCGAACAUCAUGGGCCGCGCCAAGGGCCGUAGCUGGGCAUCCGAGAGAGAGAUGGAAGUGUGCGUGGGCGACCAAGCUCAGGACAGGAGGAGCUCGCUGUCCAUCAGCUACCCAGUGGAGCGUGGUCUCAUUACUUCCUGGGGAGACAUGGAGAUCAUGUGGAAGCAUAUCUACGAAUACAACCUGAAGCUAAAGCCCUGUGAUGGCCCAAUCUUGAUUACUGAGCCAGCGCUGAGCCCACUGGCCAACAGGCAACAGAUCACUGAAGUGUUUUUUGAGCAUCUGGGUGUUCCUGCCUUCUAUAUGUCCAUUCAGGCUGUGCUGGCUCUCUUUGCUGCUGGCUUCACUACUGGCCUUGUACUGAAUUCAGGUGCUGGGGUCACCCAGUGUGUGCCCAUCUUUGAAGGUUACUGUCUGCCUCAUGGUGUCCAGCAACUGAAUCUGGCAGGCCUUGACCUCACCAACUACCUCAUGAUGCUGUUAAAGGACCAUGGUGUGGUGCUGCUUAGUGCUGCAGACAGAAAGACUGUUGCAGAUAUUAAGGAGACCUCUUGUUAUGUGGCAAUGAACUAUGAAGAGGAAAUGGCCAAGAACCCUGAGUGUCUAGAGAAAGUUUACAAACUACCUGACGGGAAGAUCAUCAAGCUCCAUGAGGAGCUCUUUCGUUGUCCAGAGGCCCUCUUCUCUCCAUGUCUCUUGAACCUUGAAGACCCUGGCAUUGACAAGCUGUGCUUCAGCAGCAUAAUGAAAUGUGAUACAGAUCUGAGGAAUUCCUUCUUCUCCAAUAUUACCCUUGCUGGGGGAUCAACCUCUUUCCCUGGUUUAGACAAACGGCUAGUUAAGGAUUUGGCAAGGGUGGCUCCUGCCAACACUCCUGUGCAGGUUACAGCUCCCCCAGAAAGGAAAAUGUCUGCGUGGAUGGGAGGUUCUAUUCUUGCAUCCCUCUCUGCCUUUCAGGACAUGUGGAUCACUGCUGCAGAAUUUAAAGAAGUUGGACCCAACAUAGUACACCAAAGAUGCUUCUGAAACAGAAGCAAAUGGUUAGAAGAAAAUGUUUUGAGUAUAUGUGACAGAAAACUUUGGGUAUUAUUUCUUGGGAGAACAGAACAUAUUCCAAUUAUUGGGAUGUCCAUGUCUCUGUUGUAUU
This is a messenger RNA of Cynocephalus volans (Philippine flying lemur), 1240 nucleotides long. RefSeq names its product actin related protein T3 (gene ACTRT3). The record is from RefSeq and is a predicted model, not a curated record. The transcript has 2 exons. The coding region runs from base 1 to 1119 and encodes 372 amino acids. Lineage: Eukaryota; Metazoa; Chordata; Mammalia; Dermoptera; Cynocephalidae.